UGUCCCCCAGCCCGGGCGUUGCCCUCCCCUCUGCCCCCCGCGACCUGGUCCCUGUCCUAGUGUCCAGCCGAUUUGUGCGCCUCAGCUGGCGCCCCCCGGAGGAGAGCGGAGGAGCCGUGCAGACUUAUGGAAUUUAUUACUCUCAAGACGGAGUCCAGAGGGAGCGCUCAGUCAAUGUGUCGGAGCCGGAGUCUCUGGAGCUGACCGUCUCCAACCUGAGGCCUGAGGAGAGCUACACCUUCAGAGUCAUCGCAUACAACGACAGGGGGCCGGGACAGAGCUCCGCCCCCCUGAGCAUCAGCACCAAACCUGACCUCCAGGUUCCCAGCAGGGUGGAGUCUCUCCAGGCGGAGGCUCUGUCUCCCUCCUCCGUCCAGGUGAGCUGGGAGCCGCCCAGCCAACCCAACGGCCCCGUGCUGAGCUACAGACUGCUGUGGACAGAGAGGCCGUCCAACAAGGAGCAGAGUGUGGAGGUGAACGGACUCAACUACAAGAUGGAGGGACUCAAUAAGUUCACAGAGUACACAGUUCGAGUUCUGGCAAUCAACCGCUAUGGACCAGGCACCGCCCCGGUGACGGUCAGCGUCACCACCCAAUCAGACGCUCCCAGCGCCCCCCCACAGAACAUCACCUUAGAGGUGGUCCUGUCCCGGAGCAUCAAGGUGUCAUGGCAGCCGCCCCCCCGCAGCGCCCAGAACGGCAUCAUCUCCGCCUACAAGAUCAAAUACAGAAAGACCGGUCGCCGUGGAGAGCAAGAGGCCAUCGAACCAAACAACUUUUGGUACCUGUUCACAGGUCUGGACAAAGGCAGCCAGUACAGUUUCCAGGUGGCAGCCAUGACGGCCAAUGGAACGGGUCCGGCCAGUGAUUGGUUCAAUGCGGAGACACCGGAGAAUGACCUGGAUGAGAGUCAAGUGCCCGACCAGCCCAGCUCUCUGCACGUCAGGCCGCUGCCAAACAGCAUCAUCAUGUCCUGGACCCCCCCCCCUCAGCCCAAACAUCCUGGUUCGAGGUUACAUCAUCGGCUACGGAGUGGGAAGUCCCUAUGCCGAGACGGUGCGAGUGGACAGCAAACAGAGAUACUACUCCAUCGAAAACCUUGAGCCCAGCUCGCACUAUGUCAUCUCCCUGAAGGCUUUCAAUAACGCCGGAGAGGGAGUCCCUCUGUACGAAAGCGCCGUCACACGAUCUCUGACAG
This is a messenger RNA of Gymnodraco acuticeps, 1198 nucleotides long. Its product is annotated as netrin receptor DCC-like. Gene Ontology annotation, molecular function: protein binding. The record is from RefSeq and is a predicted model, not a curated record. The annotation marks the transcript as partial. The transcript has 9 exons. NCBI's taxonomy places the organism in Eukaryota, Metazoa, Chordata, Actinopteri, Perciformes, Bathydraconidae. Gene Ontology annotation, biological process: cell-cell adhesion.